Pterocles gutturalis (yellow-throated sandgrouse) is the source of this 2159-nucleotide messenger RNA. RefSeq names its product microtubule associated tumor suppressor 1 (gene MTUS1). Lineage: Eukaryota; Metazoa; Chordata; Aves; Pterocliformes; Pteroclidae. Gene Ontology annotation, cellular component: nucleus; cytoplasm. Gene Ontology annotation, molecular function: microtubule binding. The transcript is spliced from 10 exons. The coding region runs from base 1 to 1698 and encodes 565 amino acids. The record is from RefSeq and is a predicted model, not a curated record.
AUGGAGUGCCUUGCUGCUCUGUUGGCAGAAGUGAAAGCUAGCCAGGAGGCCAUGCAGGCUGGACAGAAGGAACUGAAGCAUGAAGUGGAAGCAUCUCAAAAAGAAAUCAGAACAGUGUUGGCACUGCAGAGGAGCCAGCAUCAGGUGAAAGAAGAUCUCAAAGCGGAGGUGAAGUCCAGUCACUUGGAUAUUAGAACUGUGCUUGAGGAAAUCCAACGAGUAAGAGAAGAAAUGGAAACUCGAUUAAAUACUCAGGCUGAUUUGGUCUUACUGAUCAAAGAAGUGAGCACCAAUUUAACAUGUGUAGACAAGGCUUUCCAGAAAAUGGAGGAGAGGCAGAAAGUUUUUACCAGCCUGCAUCUUUCUUCAAGAGAAAAUGUUGAGCAAGGAUUUUUCUUUGAAAAUUGCUUACACAAGGCACACAUGAGUUUUGAAAAACCUGUGGAAGCUAACAGUUUGGAUGAGGAAUGUGAAAAGAAGGUGCUUAGGGUUGACAAGGGCAAGCAGCGGAGUCCCAAGAGCUCGUGCAUACAGACCCAAGCCUCCACAGAUGUGCAUUCGCCUGGCACAAAACCAGCUGAGUUGACACAGUACAAAACAAAAUGUGAGACCCAAAGUGGAAUCAUCCUGCAGCUGAAAAAAUUCCUGACAAGCAGUAACCAGAAGUUUGAAGCAUUAACAGUUGUGAUCCAGCACCUGCAAUCUGAGAGGGAAGAAGCACUAAAGCAGCAUAAAGAGUUAUCUCAAGAACUAGUCAACCUUCGAGGAGAACUAGUAACCACUUCUGCAGCUUGUGAGAAAUUGGAAAGAGACAGGAAUGAGCUACGAGUUGUUUAUGAAGGAUUUUUGCAGAAGUUAAACCAGCAACAUCACAAUGAUUUAGCUGAGCUGGAGGAAAGGCUUAAACAGUUUUACACUGCAGAAUGUGAGAAACUCCAAAGUAUCUGCAUUGAAGAAGCUGAGAAGUACAAAGCGCAACUCCAGGAGCAGGUGGACAACUUAAAUAUCACACAUGAAAACUUUAAGUUGGAACUUGAAAACAGCCACUCAGAAAAAGUAGAGGAGCUGAAAAAGGAGUAUGAAUCCUCUUUUUCAGAACUCAAGAGUGCCCAUGAAUCUGAAAGGAAGUCGCUUGAAGAUUCCUUUAAAGAGAAGCAGGAAUUACUAGAGAAAAAGAUUGAUGAAUUGAAAUGUGAAAAUGACUCUCUGAGUGAGAAGUUGAAAUUAGAAGAGCAAAAACAAAUAGCCAAAGAAAAAGCCAACCUUAAAAACCCGCAGAUCAUGUAUCUGGAACAGGAGCUGGAAAGUUUGAAAGCAGUGCUGGAGAUCAAGAAUGAGAAACUCCAUCAGCAGGAUAUAAAGCUAAUGAAGAUGGAAAAACUGCUGGAGAACAACACAAUCUUAAUGGAUAAAUUAAAGAAGGUUCAGCAAGAAAAUGAAGAAUUAAAAGCUCGGAUGGACAAACAUGUGGAGCUUUCAAGGCAACUUUCUACAGAGCAAGCCGUUCUACAGGAGUCACUAGAGAAAGAAUCAAAAGUAAACAAACGCCUGUCAAUGGAAAAUGAAGAACUUCUCUGGAAGUUGCACAAUGGUGACCUAUGCAGCCCAAGGAAACUGUCUCCCAGUUCUCCAUCUGUGCCUCUUCAGUCCCCACGAAAUUCUGGUAACUUCUCCAGCCCUACAGUAUCACCAAGAUGACAUCUCUUGAGAAAAAGAGGGGAUUGCAUUUCAUGUGAUCUGCAGAACCAAUCCCAACUUUAAUCACAGGAACAAGAGCUAUAUUAGCUGACUAUGACAACUAAACAUAACUGGAAACUAUCUGGUGCAAAAAUAGUGAUAUGAGACUGAGAAUAUGGGAGUAAGACUUUCAUGUUGCUCCUCCCAAAAAAGACUUGCUUAUGACCUCUAUGGACAUUGUUGCACAAAGCACUUACAGAGCAAGGAAAGACUUGUUCAUUGCCUUUUCACCGAACUAUAAGAAAAAGCUCAGGGGCUUAGAGAUAAAGAACACAACCUUUAUAAUAUGUUCCUUAUCACAGACACUUUUUUUAAGGCUGUGUGUAUGUGUGUGCUGUGGAUGGAAUGGAUGCAACACACUGUGCGUGUGUCUAAUGCUGCCUUCUUUGCUGCGUAUGUAAUAAAGGACAAAAGCUGAAGAC